UGCGAGCGGGUCCUGGAGCUGGAUGUGAAGCUGGGGCAGGUGAGCAUCCGUAACCCCCGCGCCCCCCCGGGGGAGCUCCCCAAAACCUUCACCUUCGACGCGGUGUACGACGCCAGCUCCAAGCAGGCGGAUCUGUACGACGAGACGGUGCGGCCGCUCAUCGAGGCCGUGCUGCAGGGCUUCCACGGAACCGUCUUCGCCUAAAAAGGGAAGACCUACACCAUGCAGGGGGCUUGGGCGGAGCCGGAGAAGAGGGGCGUCAUCCCCAUGGCCUUCGAGCACAUCUUCACCCACAUCUCGCGCUCGCAGAACCAGCAGUACCUGGUGAGGGCUUCCUACCUGGAGAUCUACCAGGAGGAGAUCCGGGACCUCCUUGGCAAGGACCAGAGCAAGAAGCUGGAGCUGAAGGAGAACCCCGAGACGGGGGUGUACAUCAAGGACCUCUCCUCCUUCGUGACCAAGAACGUCAAGGAGAUCGAGCACGUGAUGAACCUGGGGAACCAGGCGCGCUCCGUGGGCAGCACCAACAUGAACGAGCACAGCUCCCGCUCCCACGCCAUCUUCCUCAUCACCAUCGAGUGCAGCGAGCCCGGGCCCGACGGCCAGGAGCACAUCCGCGUGGGCAAGCUCAACCUGGUGGACCUGGCCGGCAGCGAGCGCCAGAGCAAAAUGGGGGCCCAGGGAGAGCGCCCCAAGGAAGCGUCCAAGAUCAACCUCUCGCUCUCCGCCUUGGGCAACGUCAUCUCCGCGCUGGUGGACGGCAAGAGCACACACAUCCCCUACCGGGACUCCAAGCUCACCCGGCUGCUGCAGGACUCCCUCGGGGGCAACGCCAAGACAAUCAUGGUGGCCACCUUGGGCCCGGCCUCUCACAGCUAUGACGAGAGUCUCUCCACCCUAAGGUUCGCCAACAGGGCCAAGAACAUCAAGAACAAGCCGCGGGUGAACGAGGACCCCAAGGACACCUUGCUGCGGGAGUUCCAGGAGGAGAUCGUCCGGCUGAAAGCCCAGCUGGAGAGACGCGGCAUGCUGGGGAAGAAGAGGAGAAGGAGCAGCCAGAGGAAGAAAGCCAUGGAUGGGGAAAGCGCCACGGAGAACGAAGGGGAGGACGACAACGAGGACGGGCUGGAGAAGACCAUGGAGAAUUACCUGAAGGAGCAGAAGGAGAGGCUGGAAGAGGAGAAAGCCGCCAUCCAGGAUGACCACAGCCUGGUCAGCGAGGAGAAGCAGAAGCUGCUGCGGGAGAAGGAGAAGAUGAUCGAGGACCUGCGGAAGGAGCAGGAGGCCACGGAGCUGCUGGCCACCAAGUACAAG
Molecule: messenger RNA, 1314 nt
Organism: Pterocles gutturalis (yellow-throated sandgrouse)
Lineage: Eukaryota; Metazoa; Chordata; Aves; Pterocliformes; Pteroclidae
Product: kinesin-like protein KIF3C
Exons: 1
Biological process (GO): microtubule-based movement
Molecular function (GO): ATP binding; microtubule motor activity; microtubule binding
Source: RefSeq, a predicted model, not a curated record